Pelobates cultripes (western spadefoot toad) is the source of this 11724-nucleotide messenger RNA. The record is from the annotation of a GenBank genome assembly. Lineage: Eukaryota; Metazoa; Chordata; Amphibia; Anura; Pelobatidae.
CUCUCAUCAUUGCUGACGACAAGAAGACAAUCUUCUGAAUUAUAAUCUGGCAACAUAUAAAAAGUGAGUACAAUUUAAAAUACUCCACAAAAAAACAUUAGGUUGAUAAAGAUGGUCCACACCACCAAUGGAUAACUGUGACACCCUUUUCAGGGCAUUUAAAGAAAUACACAGUUUUUGUUCAUCCAAUAUUAUCUUGCACCUGAUUUUAAUGCACUUAUAUUUGUUUUAUAGUUUAAGCAACAGCUUUAAGAUGUUUUUACAUAUAUUUCAAGUACUUUUAAUAUGAUUUCACUGGGUUCGGGGUUCCGUACAUAGGGCUAAGAACGUCCCACCAGCCUCUACUGGCCUCAGUCAACCACCUCAAUAUUAUUUUAUUUUUGGGAAGUGCUUUAUAAUCUGUUUUUUGUUUUGUUUUUUUAAACAACCCACGUCAUCAACGUCCUACAUUAAAAUUGUGUUGUAGGGCAAUCGAUACUACAAAAAGUCUGCAGCAUUAGAUGCAUUAUUGAAGGUUAUGUGGGUACUGAUUUAAUUUCACUAUAAAUUGAUAUGAAGCCACAAGUGAGUUUAUACGGGAGAGGCUAGUCAGAGGUUACCUAGUGCCCUGGUUUGACCAGAGACAUAGGGCCCAAGGUACUGUAUAUAUUAGGAAGUGUGUCAAGCAAUCAGGGAGGCAAUGCCAUUUUAAUUACAUAGUCAACUUGCAGAAAUUUAGGACAAAAUAAUGUAGAAAAUGUCUAUUUUGACCUAAAUUUUGAAACCUGUUCAGUGAAUAACAUAACAUAACGUAAGAUAUAACAUGUAUUACAUAGCUGAGAUUUAUUUAUUAAACAAUGAAUUCAAAUAAAUUAAAAAAUAAUAUAUAUAUAUAUAUAUAUAUAUACACACACACACACACACACACACACACACACACACACACAGUAUAUAUGACUUCUAAUAGACUGAACCGUUGAUCUAACCAUAUUGAUCUAAAACACAUUUUAAUAUAAUGUUAAUUUCUUUCCCCCCUCAGAAUCAUGCCUUCAACAAUGGGGUUCAGGUCAUUGGUCUUUAUUUGCAUAGUUUUCCUGCAAUUGGUCUUUUCUGACCCCAUUUCUCCCAGGUAAGAAUAAUAAACUGCAUCCCGUCACAAAUAUGGGUGAGAUACAUUGAUUCAUUGUCAAGCGAUAUAGCUUGUUCUCGCAAGGAAUAGCAUCAAGUGGAGGCUAUGUAGAAGCAAUACUUUAUAAAAUGAGUAGUAGAUACAUAGGAUCAUGUGUAGGUGGAAUAAGUACAAUAUAAACCAUUGAACACCAAGUUAAAUCUUAAAUAUAUCAUAUCAUCAUGAUAUCAUAAGUUUGGCAAUGCAGGGGGGAUACAUUUCCUUGCUCAGGGUCGGACUGGGAGUAAAAAGCAGCCCUAGAAAUUGUUUACACCAGCCCCAACAUCAAUUGCCUACCUUGCUCCUUGAAAUGAUCUGUAUUCAGCCCCUUCCCAGCAGCCUGCCUCCAGCUCUCUCACAGGCCUCCCUGCCGGACAACAUUUACACACUGUAAAAGACAUACUGCAUCCUUUACACUCACACUCUGCAUCCCUCACACACACACACACACACACUCUGCACCCCUCACACACACCAGUGGUGGAUCCAGGGGGCAAUUGCCCCCAGAGAGCUGAUGCUCUCUCCUGCAGAGCCGGUGCUAUCCAAGCGCUGGCCCUGCUAAGUGCCUUCACAGACCGGAGGGGAGAUCAGAGAUCUCCCUCACUGGUCUGCAGGAACAUUGCUGGGUAGCUGGCAUGGAGAGAGGAGAGGAGACCAUGAGCUAGGCCUGCAGCUCUGCCGGGUUUCCUCUCGUGAGCACACACACUGCACCCACAGCCCCCCAUAUACACACUGCCCCCAUAUACACACUGCCCUCAGAGCUCCCAUAUGCACACUGCCCCACCACACACACUGCCCCCACAGCCCCCCAUAUCACACUUCCCCCACUCUACGCCAUACACACAUUGCACCCACUGCACCCACAUACACACACUUCCCCCACUGUACCACCCAUACACACAUUGCCCCCACAUACACACACUUCUCCCCCAUACACACACCUCCCCCACUGUACCCCCAUACACACACACUGCACCCCCAUACACACUUACGCCACUGUACCCCCUGCCUCCACAGCCCCCAUAUACACAUUGCCCCCACUGCACCCACAUACACACUUCACACCCAUACACACCUCCCCCACCGUAUACACCCACAUACACACCCACACACACACACUGCAGCAUUUAAAGGGCCGGCCCACAGCGGCCGGCCCUGACACAAUUUAGGGCGGCCUGGGGGGCAAUUGCCUCCCUGCCCCCAGCCCAGCCCCCCCCCCCCAUAUCCCACUUCCCCCACUCUACCCCAUACACACAUUGCACCCACAUACACACACUUCCCCCACUGUACCCCCCACAUACACACACUUCUCCCCCAUACACACACCUCCCCCACUGUACCCCCAUACACACACUGCACCCACAUACACACACUUCUCCCACUGUACCCCCAUACACACUUACCCCACUGUACCCCCAUACACACACUUUUCCCCCAUACACACUGUAGCCCCACACACCCACUACACCCUCAUACACACACUGGCCCCAUACACACACAGUGCUCCCACUGCACCCACAUACACACACUGUCCCACAUACACACACUGCAGCCCUCGCCUCCCAUACACACACACUCUGCACCCCUCACACACGCUGCCUCCCAUACCCACCCUGCAUCCCUCACACACUCAGUGCCUCCCAUACACACACACACAGACACAUUACUAGAGGCCCUAUCACCUGCUACAGCCCCCAGGUAAAUUGUCAAACUGUUGUUAAUUUUCUCAAUUUCAAAAUCAAGUUAAAAAAAAAAUAACAACAUGAACAGAGUAUUUUCUAUAAAAAAUAUAGUACCUAUAUGAAGAAACGCAGGAUCACAUGGCUUUGUAUAGCAAUCUUCGCAAGCCAGUCUAAAAAUACCUUCAUUUAGGGGAAGUGAAAAUUAACCCCUUAAGGACCAAACUUCUGGAAUAAAAGGGAAUCAUGACAUGUCACACGUCAUGUGUCCUUAAGGGGUUAAUGGUGACCCAAGAUUUAGGAUUGUUUAUUAAACCGUAACAGGAAUCCAUAAGGGUGUGGCAGAUUUUAGACCAAAAUAGCUUCGCUGGAAACAUAAACCAUAAACAACUUGGGAAAACUCUUUCCAAACGGACUAUUCUGACCAACAAUUUGCAAAAAUAAUAUCGGGUGAAUUCCUAAUAAAUUCACAGUUUUCUUAAUAACCCUGUGCAAAGUGAAUUUCAAAUUGAAGGCCACAGUAGCUGACCUGGAAGCGUAGCUAAAAUUAUUAUUUUUUGGUUCCUAUAUAUUUGCCUUAAAUUUUCCUGUCUUGCAGAGUUAUUUACUAAACUGAGAAUUCAAGGUGAAUUCAAGGUUAAUUACAAAUUUAACGUCAGAGUAGCCAGGCUGAAGGCACAGCUGACUGAGAAUUUUUGACUAUUUUGACCUAAAAAUCCAUUUUGAAUUCACCUUGAAUCCUCAUGUAAGUAAAUCACCCAGUUAGGUUUUUGCAACUCUUCCUGGGAAUUAGAAUUCUGAUCAAUUUGUACAUUCUGUACAUUCUACACCCAAUCUAGUCAUUGUACUUUGAAACUGUCAGAGACAGAUUUCCACAUCCUGAUCAGACAUAUAUUCAAAUAUUUAUAUAUUUGAGCAGAAACAAGCGACACGUUGACAGCAAGUUUACCAGUGAAUUCAGCCGAGUUAGAGGAUCUGCUGCUAUACGCAAGUACAUAAAUGCUGCUCUGGCAGGGAAGAGGUAAGUGCUCGAUUUUUUAAAGUAAUUUUUUUUACAUUGUUUAUAUGAUACAUACUGUAUACAGCAAGCAUGUCAAACUUGCGGCCCACAAUGGAUAUAUUUGCGUGGGGCCACUAUGCGUUGUGGCUGCGACCGGCUGCAAGACAAGAAAGAUAUUUCCUGUCUGAUUCUUGUCUUCCCUCCCACGGCCAAUCACGUGCUCCCGCCGGCCAGCCACUCCCCCUUCCCUCCUGCUCGCAGUGCCAGAGGAGCGUCCGGUCUGCUUAAGCAGAGAAGAGCAGGGCUGGAACUGGAAGACUGGCGGCUCAUCUUAAGGUAGGGGAAGAGGGGCUUGGGUGAUCUUCCUGUGUAGUGUGCUAAAUUGGGGAGGGAAGGGGGGCAGUGUAUUAAUUUGAGGGAGCAGUGUAUGAAAUUGGGGGAGGGAGUGGGGCAGUGUAUUAGAGUGGUGGAAGGGGGAGGCAGUGUAUUAAUUUGAGGGAGCAAUGUAUGAAAUUGGGGGAGGGAGUGGGGCAGUGUAUUAGAGUGGUGGAAGGGGGAGGCAGUGUAUUAAUUUGAGGGAGCAGUGUAUGAAAUUGGGGGAGGGAGUGGGGCAGUGUAUUAGAGUGGUGGAAGGGGGAGGCAGUGUAUUAAUUUGAGGGAGCAAUGUAUGAAAUUGGGGGAGGGAGUGGGGCAGUGUAUUAGAGUGGUGGAAGGGGGAGGCAGUGUAUUAAUUUGAGGGAGCAGCGUAUGAAAUUGGGGGAGGGAGUGGGGCAGUGUAUUAGAGUGGUGGAAGGGGGAGGCAGUGUAUUAAGGUGGUGGGAGCAGGGGCAGUGUGUUAAAUUGGGGGGAGGGUAAUGUAUUAAUUUGGGGGAGGAAGCCAGCCAGUGUAUUACUGUGGUGGGAGAGGGCAUUGUGUUUAAUUGGGGUGAGGGCAGUGUAUUAAUUUGGGGGAGGGAGGGGGUCAGUGUAUUAGAGUGGUGGAAGUGGGGCAGUGAGUUAAAUUGGGGGGAGGGCAGUGUAUUAGAUUAAGGGGGAGUGUAUUAGAUUGCGUGGAGGGUGCAGUGUAUUAGAGUGGAGGGAGGGCAGUGUAUUGGAUUUGUGGGCAGUAUAUUAAAAUGGGGGAGGGGCAGUGUAUUGGAUUUGUGGUCAGUGUUCAAGAAUGGGGGAGGGGCAGUGUGUUAGAAUGGGGGAGGGGGCAGUGUAUUGGAUUUGUGGUCAGUGUACAAGAAUGGGGGGAGGGGGCAGCGUACUAGAUUGGGUCUGCAUGGAGGCGCUGAAUUCUCCCCAUGGAGAGGCUGAUUGGCCGCGCAGCUUUUUGCCACACAUUCACAAUAGCCUCCCAAUGCUUUCCAAUGGGAAAGCAUUGGAUUGGCUGAGAUCAUCAAGUUUGAUGAUCUCAGCCAAAGUGAAUACCACACUCAUAGGACUUCAAAAUCAACAAGAUAAUGUAAUUUGUUUCUUACAGCUGUGCAACAGCAUACAUUCACCAUUUCAGUCCCAUUACCAAGCUUUUCUUAAUAUGUCAGGGUAGUUGGACUGAAUCGUUGGUUAUAUGCAAAUGCACGCCUCCUUAAAAUAAAUUCGCUUUUUUUGUUAAAUGCUGCCUUACAUAAAUUCGCUCUUUUGUAAGGCAGCCUUUCUAUAAAAAGUAAAGUUUUCGUUUUUUUGCGGCCCACAUAAACUUAAAUCUUGUUUAUUUGGCCCGUGUUAGCCUUUGAGUUUGACAUGCUUGGUAUACAGGGUUAUUCUCAAAAAAUUUGAGUAUUUACGAAUUCUAGCAAGGCUAUACACUGAAAACUGAAUAUUAGCAAAUUAAUCAGAAUCCCAGAAUUCAGGCUAAAAUAGCCGAACUGUGACUGUAGCUGAGAUGGACAAUUGCUCCAGCUCAGCUACUUUUACCUUAGUUUUGCCAUUCUAAAAUUUGGCGUUUAUUGAAUAACCCUGAAAAAACAUAGCCAACAAAGGAUUUUUCCUAUUCAGCAAUUUUAUCCUAAAAUUCUAAAUUUGCUUUGAAUUCCUGACAACUAACUAUACUGUGAAUAAUCCAGUAAUGGUGAUAUGUAAUCACUGGUAACAUCAUUUUGCCGAUGUUAGCGCCCUACCAUAACAGGAGAACAGUUUAUGGGCAUUUAAUUGGCACCAUCUCGAUUGAGCCCUUAAAUUAGCCACUCACGGCAAAACAAAUGUCACUACACUAUGUGACGGAAUUUCCCCGGGAGCUCAGCUGGCCUUUGUCAUUCUUCAGGAAUAAAUGCUUAAAGUACGCCUACUAUGUAAAACAACAACAAAAAAAGCAGUGGUUCACUUUAAAAAAAGUGAAAUAUAUUAUAUCAAAUGUAACGUAACAUUCCUAGCUUAUACCUCUAUCCUGUUUGCACCAGUACAUGGACUACUGAAACCCGGUGGCAUUCAGGAAAAGAACACAAAACGCAUGUGUACCCAUUGUCUCAGCAUCGUUUUCCUAGUCAUAUGGUUUAAUUAUGUAUCUUUUGUUUAGAGCCUGUAGUGGCGAAUUUAACAUAUCUUCUAGAAAUUCUAAAGAAAAUGCAUAAAAAAUCUCUAGUUUUUAGGGAAAUAAAUAUAUAUUUUUUCAAAAUCUAUUCUUUUUGUUCUUUCCCUCUUGUAUCUGAUCGGUCUUCUCUUCAUUUCAACUUUAUGUGGAAACUGGCUGGGUUAUCAGUAAUCAUGCUUUCUCUGCAGACUAGUAUUUAAUUCAUUAAAAAUAAUGAAUGGAAAUAGUCAGCAAGUGCAUCCCCUACAAAUUCAGGCCUUACACAUAAAGUUCUGAAAAACUCUGUAGUUUUGUUUCAGCAUAUCUUGCAACUGAUGCCGAUUAAAAAAAAUUUCAGAAAGAAAAAACAAAAAUAAAAUUAAAUCUUUAUUAAUUUACUAGGGAUGUCUCAGAUGAGAGAUCUGAUGCCCUUAGAACAGAGAAUUUGAUGAAUUCUGUUCCGGAAACAAAUUAUCAAGAGAAAGAAUUGGCCGGCAUGAAUGCUUACAGUCUUCCAGAGCUAAGGUAAACAAACUUUCAAAUGACACAUCAAAACAAGAGUAAGAGUAUCUUUUACUAAAUGUUAAAUAGGUUUAUUCAUGAAUUUCUGGAAGAAAAGAAUGAGAAAGGAGAAUUGGGACUAGAAAUCACUGUCAUUCUAUUUCUGCCAUUUUUGUUAUUAAUGACCUACCCAGAAUCCACUUGGUCUUUAAAGUGGAACUACACUCUACUGUUUAUUAAAUGGUUACAUUUUAAAUUGCAAAGUGCCUCUCCCUAGGAAAAUGAAUCUUCUCAGCACAACAGACUGUAAUUUUACUUGUUGCUACUCCUUUCUUGUACGACUAUUUAAUUAAUCUACUAUUAUUUAAGCACAUUACACCUUAAAAAGGAAGAACUAUAUUUUGUCUGUUUUUAAUAAACACAUAUAAGUGGUAUUUGUAAUCUUUGUGCUCUGGGUAGAUAGACAGACAGACAGAUAGCUCAAUCAACAGACAGAACUGGUAGAGUAGUUUUGUGAUACCAAAAUGACGCAUUUUAUUUAUUCAUGAAAUACUCUUUUUAUAUAUAUAUAUAUAUAUAUAUAUAUAUAUAUAUAUAUAUAUAUAUAUAUGUAUAUGUUUGUAUGUAUUUCUCUAUCUCAGUAUUAUUUUCAUUAUAUUACAAUGCUGUGCUGUUUUCUAGAUGCAUUGACAUUCUGGGUUAUUUACGUAAGCGAGAAUUUAAAAUUCAUUUCAGAUUUAAGGCCAGAGUAGCCACACUGAGAGAAUAGCUUACUUGUAGAAUUUUUCCAAUGCGAUUAUUUUGACCUUACAUUUGAAAUUCACUUUCAAGUCACCUUGAAUUCUUACUGUAGGAAAUAGUCCUGUACGUGUAUUUUUCCAUGUUAUUAACAGAAAUCAGCUAAGUACAUUCUAAAAAAUGGAAAGGGAAAAUGUAACUAAUGCACCCUGGGUGCGUAAUUCACUAAUGCAUUAAUUAUGAAGCAAUAUUUUUAACUGCAUGUUUGAUUCGUCUUAUUAGGUCAGACGUUAAGGGGCUGGAGGAACAGGAUGUAACAGAUGAUCGGCUGUGCUCUGCGUUCCUCUAUCUGCUUAGAAGGGCAAAUUAUCAGUCCCAGCAAACACGUAUUACUCAGGUAAAUCAUUCUAAUAAACCGUCACACCUGUAACCUCUCAUAUACAAGUCUAAUUUGUCAGAAUUAAAAAUUCCCUUUCAUCUCUAUGUUCAUACAGUUUAAACAAUUACAGAAGCAAGCAAAAUAAUCAAUUACAAGGUCCACGCAAUUCGUGUAAAUAUAGUGCUGGGUUUGUUUUGUGUGGUCCCAGUAAUCUGUCCACUCACCCUGAGAAUAUGUUUCUCCUCUCCCUCUGGGAGGUUGCCGAUUCACCACAAAAUGCUGAUUGUGGAAUACAUAUCAUAAGAAUUCUCUGGCGUGCUAAUUAUGCUUGUCCAUUAAUAUUUGAUUAAGUAGAAAUUAUGAAAAACAACGUCCAACCUCUCCCUUCCCCCAUUCUUGGUUGUUAAGUUCUAUGCUACAUUAAAGGGACACUUUAGGCACCAUAACCACUUAAAUUAAUUGAAGUGGUUAUGGUGACUGGAGUCUGCAGGUACCGGGUUCCAUAUCAUUGUUAAAUGGUUUACUAAUCAUCAAUCUACAAGGUGACAAAGGAAUAAGUAUGCCACAACUAAUGCCAUACCAAUUCAUACCAGGGAUUGGGGCAGUGAAUGUCUCAGCCUAUCACUGCCAGCUAGCCCUGGUAUUGGAUGAGGCAACGUUUAACUCUUCCUUUUGCCAUAAUGUAAAUGAUGGCCAGUUUGCAACCUGUGAGGGAUGAGCAUCUCUGCUAAACAGUGAGUAAUCAGUGUAAUAUAGAAAUUUAAAAUGUUAACUUUAAAAACGAAAAAAAAUCUAGCAUCAUUACAGAGGGUACUUUAAAGUUGCCACAUUCAAAGUAGGGUGGUGUUAUACUGUUAUUUAUAAAGGAGAAUAUUGUAACGCUGGUGCUGUAAUGGUAGGGAAUAGCAAUGAAUGCCAUGCAGUACAUUUAAAGCAGGUGUCCCCAAAAGGUAGAUCCCCAGAUUUAGUUGAACUACAACUCCCAUGAUGCUUUGCAUGCCUUUGGAAUGCUUUAGAGUGACAAAGCACCAUGUUAGUUGCAGUUUUAGAACAUCUGAGGAUUUACCUUUUGGGCACACUUGAUAUAAAGCGACAUUAAGUGAGGCUUUUGCUUGGCUUAGUCAUGGGAGUUACACUCCAAGUAUUUUGAAGGCAGGUAGCUCCAUAACCCAGCAUUAGGCUGCUGUAACGAUAAAAGCGUAAUUAGAAUGACAUUGGGAAUAAUUGUCUACAUCAUGUCUUGAGGCGUUUUAGCACUUUUUGAUAGAACUAAUUUGCUCCUGAAAGCUGAGACAGCAAAUCUACUCUCUCUAUCCAAGUCAAUUAAAAGGCAAGGCUUGCCAGAAUUGUCUAGCAGAACAUUGCAAUGACUGAAGCCACCAAAAUAGACUGUUAGUUGCAUAUUUCUCCCUUUUUUCAUGGCAGCUGAGAUCUGGACUAUUUAAUGAAGUUAUUUUAUCCGUAACAUUGUAUCUUACAUACAAAAAAAAAAAAGGAACAAAACAAGAUGAAAGGGAUAUUUUACAAACACCAAGAUUAUAUUCCUUUUUUUUUUUGCAGUAUGUUAAAAGCUAUAAAUAGCAUUUUUGAAAGUCCAUAGAUCUGCACAGGUACAGGGCUCAGCACAAAGGGUCGAAUGGGUUCAGAAGGCACCAGAAAAGUCUGCAUGGGUUUGGGGACCAGAACAAGGCUCUGCAAUAGGUCAGAAAGCUAAGCAGAUGGAUGCUCAGCAGGAGGAAGAAUUGAGAAGGGGAUGGCAUGAGGCUCAGCAGGGAAUAGAUGUUGCCAUUACAGUUUUUAUUUUUUGCAUAUUUAGUGUAAUGGAAGUGGUUAUGGUGCCAAGAGUGCUAUAGCACCCUCUGACUGACCUGGGCUAAAGGGGCCAAGCAAGAGAUGCCACACUGCCUGUCCAUCAUUUAAGCUGGCUCAAUAACAGCAGAGACCAAGCACAAUUAAAAAAGUGUGAGCUAUGAUACGGUUGUGCUAUGACUGUUGGGAACAGUUCCCUGGACUGCAGGACAGGACCGAAAAUUGGGACUAUUCCUUCCAAAAUCGGGAUGCUUUGAAGGCAUGCUCUUAGGGGAAUUGGGAAGUAGGGCAGUUGGGACAAAUCUAAGUUGUCAAACUGUUCUUAAAUGGUUUGACUACAUACUGGGAGGGCGCUAGGGCACUCCAAGCACCACAACCUCUAGCAGGCUGUAGUGGUUAUGGUGCUUGGAGUUUUCCUUAAAAAUCAAUUAUUCUCAAUAGAAAUUUCAGCUUGUGCUUCCAUGCCAUAGACGGAGACUAGUUGGGCAGGUUUGAAAUCGGCUCGUAGAACUAAGCAGUCUCCUUGGAAAUCUGAAUUGGUUCCUGCUAAUUAUACUUCUGCUAGGCUGCACCUGCAUUCCUAUCAAUUAGCAAAAGCAACACAUUAGCUGUAGCUAUUCAUCUUCAGUCUCUUGUUGGGUUCUUGCUAAAUUACAGAAUCCACUCGCUGGCAAUCUAAAUAACAAUACCUCUGGAAUCGCGGGCAGGUAACAGCCCUGACCAGGAUCACAGCAAUACGUCAGAGAACAAAUUAAAUAAAAAUAUUACUGUCCUUGAAUAGAGGCGUGCAUAUUUUGUGGUAAUGGAAAAAUACCCCUACUACACAGCAAAUAAUAAGAUUAUUGUGAAUAACAAGUACGUCCGGGAAGCAGAUAAUGUAAUAAGACGUUAAUCUGGGAGGCAGCUAUGUCCCCCUCCUCCCCCCUCACGGAUCUAACACGUGCCUUCUGCAGCCUGUGUAAUACUCUACACUAGAGGUUCAUGGUUUACAGUGCAAAUGGAAUUUAUAGGGAGGGAGAGGCGGUGGGGAUUGGGGAUUUGCAUGAUAUCCCUGUGGCAUGUUGGCUAUGUGCUGUAUGUAAAAAAUUCUCUUGCAUACAUCUACUAAUAAUAAUAAUAAGAAAAUAAUUAAAUAAAAUGUAAAAAAAAUUAAAUGAAUAAAUGUGUGUGUGUGUGUGUAUAUAUAUAUAUAUAUAUAAUUACUUAUUUUCUCUUUUGUAGGAUUACUAGAUGAAGCAGAUUAUUGAAUAAGACGGAAGAAAAUUAAUAUGAGCAAAAGAAAGCAUUCUACUUUUUUUUCAUCAAAUCAUCUACAUCACAAUCAAUACAGGAACAUAAAUUAAAUAAAUAAAAUCAAGAUAAAAAACCAACCAAAAACUGUUUUCAAGUGUUUAUUUACUUUACUGAGAAUUUGUGAAGAAUCGAGAGUUAACCGCACGUUUUAGGCUGAAAAAAUAGCUGAGUAGGAGAUCAUUUUCAAGGUCGGCUAUUUUGGCAUUUUGCAAUAUUUUUGUCCAGUCAUCAUUAUUGUUUUUUUUUUUUUGUGUAAAUCACACGGUUUAAUUUACAUCUUCUGUUGUAAUACGAAAUCUAUAUAAUGAUUGCACAUCCUGGUGUUCUGAGAUCAGCAAGCAACCCAGGGUUAUUCACUGAAGUGUGAAUUCAAAGUGAAUUUCAAAUUCAAUUUAAAAAGUAAAUUUAAUUAAGUCAGAUAUGUUCUCAGUUCAGCUACUUUGGUCUUAAAUUUGAAAUUCACUUUGGAUUUGUACUAGUGAAUAACUCUAUGGCAUUUAAUAUCAAACCUGAUUUACAAAAAUGUUCAUACUCUACUAUAGUCACAUCUUAGCUGUUAUACAUGUUUUAUAAUUUUUUUUUUUAAUAAAUUGGUUUUCAAUAAACCCAUAAAUUGGACAGCGCAUACAAAUACAAAAUCAAAAGUAGCUUUUUCUCAAGUUGUGCAUUUCAAUGUUUAAAUAAAAG